AUGGGACAGAGCUGGCAGUCGAUUUUCCACCGGGUGCUCUCCUGUGCUGUUCUGCUGCUCCUGCUUGUGGCUGUGCUGAGCAGAGGCAGGAGGUGCAGCAUCGCCAAAAUCCUCCGGCAGUACCGCGCCGUCAUCUUCCAUGAGAUCCAGAACCUGAGAAACCUGACUGGGUCGGUGUACAGGAGUGGGAGGGCUGGGCCUGCCUGUCGUUGGGACAAGGACCAGAAGAUCCUGCUGUCCAUCUACAACAUCAGCAUGUCCCUGCCGGAGGUGGGGGCUGGCACCCUGCAGGGCGCUGAGGAGCUGGCGGUCUGGAGGGUGGCCAGGAACACCAACUUCGUGUUCCAGGAGAACUGCAGGAAAAUCAGCAAGAUUGUGGCGCGGCGUGCCGGGAUGCCCGUGCCAGGACAUGCCAGCCGGGAGGCGGGGUGUGCCCAGGCCCAGCUCCGGGUGUGCUCCCGCCCUGCGCCCUCAUCGCUCGCUCCCCUGCUGGGUGCCGCGGGCUGCUCAGCGGGAGCCUGCAUCCUCAUCCUCAUCCUCGCUGGGAACGGCUGGGAGAUGCUGGAGAGCGGCUGCUCCGCUGUCCCUGACAGAAAGAAGUUCGCAGCCUCGGGGCUGUGCCUGCGUGUGGGUGUGACAGCGGGCUCCGUGGGGGCGCAGGGGCAGCGGUGA
This is a messenger RNA of Pseudopodoces humilis (Tibetan ground-tit), 672 nucleotides long. Lineage: Eukaryota; Metazoa; Chordata; Aves; Passeriformes; Paridae. The record is from RefSeq and is a predicted model, not a curated record.